GAACCACCAUGCUUAUUUCCAAGGAAAACAGAAAGACCAUCUACGAGGCUCUUUUCAAGGACGGUGCUUUGGUUGCUGCCAAGGACUUCAACGCUCCUAAGCACUCCGAGCUUGAGGUUCCCAACCUUGAGGUCAUCAAGGCUAUGCAGUCCUUGACCUCCAAGGGUCUUGUCAAGACCCAGUUCUCGUGGCAGUUCUACUACUACACUCUCACUGAUGAGGGUAUCAACUACCUCCGCGAGUACCUCCACUUGCCCCAGGAGAUCGUCCCCGCCACCAUGAAGAAGGCUGCCCGCCCCGCUGCUCCCCGUCGUGCUUUCGGUGAGGGUCGUGAGGGUCCCCGUGGUCCCCGUGGUGACCGUGAUGAUUACAGACGCAAGGAAGGAGCCUCUGGUGACUUUAAGCCCGAAUUCCGUGGUGGUAUGGGCCGUGGUCGUCGCGAGUAAAACAGCAACAACAGCAACAUCAUCAAGAAGAAGAAGAAGAAGAAGAAGAAAAUCAAAAUAAAUACGAUAAUUACAAAAAGCAUAUAAUAUAAUUAAACGGCUUUCUUUUUUUUUUCUUUUUUUUGGAAAUGCUCUUGUUUGACCAUC
Phycomyces blakesleeanus NRRL 1555(-) is the source of this 593-nucleotide messenger RNA. RefSeq lists its product as hypothetical. Bases 9 to 446 code for a protein of 145 amino acids. Gene Ontology annotation, molecular function: RNA binding; structural constituent of ribosome. The record is from RefSeq and is a predicted model, not a curated record. The transcript is spliced from 3 exons. Gene Ontology annotation, cellular component: cytosolic small ribosomal subunit. NCBI's taxonomy places the organism in Eukaryota, Fungi, Mucoromycota, Mucoromycetes, Mucorales, Phycomycetaceae.